Chenopodium quinoa (quinoa) is the source of this 519-nucleotide messenger RNA. RefSeq names its product probable calcium-binding protein CML45. The record is from RefSeq and is a predicted model, not a curated record. Bases 1 to 519 code for a protein of 172 amino acids. The transcript is spliced from 2 exons. NCBI's taxonomy places the organism in Eukaryota, Viridiplantae, Streptophyta, Magnoliopsida, Caryophyllales, Amaranthaceae. Gene Ontology annotation, molecular function: calcium ion binding.
AUGAAGCUAUGCUACUUGAUGAAAUCGAGUAAUGUCACGAAUACUAGUUUGGCAAGGCCAAUAAACGAUGGUAAUAAUGGUGAGAUUGCAAAAGAAGUCAUUAGUGUUAAUGAGGUUAAUAUGGUGAUGGAAAGUCUAGGAAUGAGUAAUGGAGUAAUCAAGGAUUCGAAUGAUAUGAAUGUUUUAGGCAAGGGAGAUUUUGAGGGAUUGUUUGAGAAAGAGGAGCCAUGUUUAGAGGAAAUUUCGGAAGUUUUUCAAGUUUUCGAUGAAAAUAAAGAUGGGUUUAUUGAUGCUAUGGAAUUGAGAAGAGUUCUUUGUAGUUUAGGGUAUCUCAAAGAAGGAUCAAAUGUUGAAAGAUGUAAGAAGAUUAUUAGAGGUUUUGAUAGAGAUAAUGAUGGACUUUUGGAUUUUAAUGAUUUCCUUGUGUUUAUGCACACUUAUUUCAGGAACAGCUAUCAGUUUUUGGAGGCCAGGCUAAGUUUUAGAAAUGAGACAAUAUGGUUGCCCAGUAACACCUAA